Molecule: messenger RNA, 5138 nt
Organism: Podarcis lilfordi (Lilford's wall lizard)
Lineage: Eukaryota; Metazoa; Chordata; Lepidosauria; Squamata; Lacertidae
Source: the annotation of a GenBank genome assembly
GGAAACUCAGCCUACCCAGGUCAGUUCAGAUAUAAAUGCCGAGAAAGUUUGCAAAAUUUCACAAUAGCAGAUUGACUUUGCUGAGAACAGAAGUUCCCAACAGAAAUCAAAAGCAGAUUCUGGGGCCGCUUUGACCAGUUUGUUCUGUGUCCAGCCAGAAUGGAGAUCCUUCACUCCUCUCUCGUCAUCCUGGCCUGCCUUUUAGGGUCUCUGGCAGAGGAAGGUGAGUGCUGUGUUGAGCUGUACAGUUGAAAUGCCUGUAGCUCUGCACCAGAGCUAAACAGCUGGAUCGUCUGCUGUGGAACCACCAGGGCAGGAUUGGGGGGAAAAUCCUGGAGGGCUCCAAUUGGUUCUGCAGCGAUAGAACUGCUAGCGCAUUGGAGGGACAGAUAGGGCUCUGGAACCUGGGAAGGGAGCCCAUGUAGGACAAGGAAAACGCUGAUCCUAAACCUCUACUGCCUUGUGGGAUGUCUUUGGGAGAAGAAAAGGCAUAUCCUCUUUUGAGGCUUUUAAUGUUUAAUAGAUUAUUGUAUUUUAAUAUUUUGUUGGAAGCCGUCCAGAGUGGCUGGGGAAACCCAGCCAGAUGGGCAGGGUAAUAAUAAUAAUAAUAAUAAUAAUAAUAUCCAGAGUCGAGUCCCUUAGGUGGUUGGAUGGCACCUUGUAUGCCUUCUUCCAGCCACUCCUGCUGCCAAGCUGGUGCCAAGUGUAUUGCUCUGCUUUCCCUUGGACCAUAUCGGUGAGGCCGAGAGGGGGGGUCUUGUCAUCUGGGCAGCCCAGGACCUCCAUGCACACUGCCUAGGCUUGCCCCCCUCACUUCGGUGCAGCUAACGCAGCAGUUUGACUUCCCCCACUGGAGGCAUACUCCAUUGUCUCUCAAGACCAGGGGUCGGCAACCUAUGGCCCAUGGGCCACAAGCAGCCCAUGGGGGUCGUUUAACUGGCCCACGGACCCCCGCUACCUGCUCAGUCGGUUCCCGUGCGCCGCACUAAACUGGCGCGGCGUGGAGCAGAGCAGGGACCGCCUUCUGCGAUGCUGGCCGGCUUCCCAUUGGCUGUAGGAAGCUCCUGCACCCAAUGGGAAGCUGCGCCAGAAAUAGUGUUUGUGCAUGUGUGCGUGUGUGUGCAGUCCAGCCCACUGCGGCGUCUGCGGGAUUGUGAACCAGCCUAAGCCACAAAAACUUUGCCGACUUCUGCUUGAGACAGAUGGACGCCAACAGCAUUUGCAAAGCUAAGCAGGGUCCGUAUUGGUUUCAAAUUGGAUGGGGAGCAUUGAGAUUCCUGACCCUCAGAGUCCCUUCCAGCUCUCCGGUUCUGUGAUCCUAUGAAUGAGCAGGAGUGGUCCGGGUUGCAGCAGGGCUGAUGGUUGAACACAUUUGAAGGAAGUGGAAUAAUACAUUGCCAUCUAAAGAACUGUCCCUGACCAUAAAUCUAGAGUGAAAGGGUGUUUUUUUUAGAGAGGAGACCAUGAGGCCACCGAGUCAAGACUCGAAAAUAGCCACUGUGCUGCUGUUUGUGACUCAGAGGCACUUGGAGGAAGGAGAAGAUUUGGAUGGGGAAGAGCUGGGGUUUCCCGGUGUGGUGAAAACAAACACAGCUGUGAGAUUACUGUCUUGAAUAGGCUGCGGGUUAUGAACUUGGAUUGCCUUUGUUUAAAGAACAGGAGUGUCCGUUGACUCAUUGCUAAGAACAAUGCGAAGUGCUGGAGCUCACUUUUAAGUAGUAAUGAAACAAAGAUUUAGUAAAGAAAAAUAAUAAAAUAAAAUCUAGUAAAGAAAAAUAAAAAAUUUUUUUAGUAGAGAUUGGUUCUUCAGAGCAAAUGAAGGUCUUGCACCUUGCACACAUGUUCUUGUUCCUCUGGGCAAAUUACUUGAGAUUUUUUCAAACCCUUACUGUCCGCUGUGGUUCCAAUAUUUAACUAUGCAUUCUUGUGUUUGUUUACUUGUUUGUUUGUUGUUGUUGCACCUCAGGUUCUGCUUGUGUGCUUCCCUUAGAUACCUAGUUGGCCAAUGUGAGGACAAGAUACUUGACUAGAGGGCCCACUGACCCGAAAUACAGUGGUACCUCGGGUUACAUACGCUUCAGGUUACAUACACUUCAGGUUACAGACUCCGCUAACCCAGAAAUAGUGCUUCAGGUUAAGAACUUUGCUUCAGGAUAAGAACAGAAAUCGGGCUCCGGCGGCGCGGCAGCAGCAGCAGGAGGCCCCAUUAGCUAAAGUGGUGCUUCAGGUUAAGAAGUUAAGAACAGUUUCAGGUUAAGAACGGACCUCCGGAACGAAUUAAGUACUUAACCUGAGGUACCACUGUAGCAUCUUAUGUGCUUAUGCCAUUUAAUCCUGCUGCUUUUUUUAAAAAAAUAUUGUCAUUAAAUUUAUUGUAUUUUAAUGAUUUUCUUCUGACUUUUGCCCGUGGAUCAGGCUUCCUCAACCUCGGCCCUCGAGAUGUUUUGAGACUACAAUUCCCAUCAUCGCUGACCACUGGUCCUGCUAGCUAAGGAUCAUGGGAGUUGUAGGCCAAAAACAUCUGGAGGGCGGAGGUUGAGGAAGCCUGCCGUGGAUUAUCUUAACAAUGGCAUAUUGAUGGUUUAUGAACGACGUGAUUCAUUAACAAUACCAGCACAAAACAACUUUUGCAUGUGAUUCUGCCAGAGUCACAGUUCAGCCAUUGGCUAAGACUGUUGGUUUUCUGAGCUCAUAAUUAAAAACGGUGGAGAUCCCACCCAGCCCAGUGUUCAGCCCAGUGUGAGACCUGUCUUCUACAGAGGGCGUGAUUUUCUAUGAUAAAGGUGGAGAAGCAGGGCUGACCAAGGCAUUUUGCCACCUGAGGUGAGCUGGAAAAUGGUGCCCUCUGCCAUGUCUCACUCCUACAGAGGGUUUUAUGUCACAUGCACCCUCACCAAAACUGCUUCUAAGCUGCAGGGCGGGGCAUGAAACAGUGUCAGCUCAAUACAUUUUGCUGCCUGAGGCAAAGGACAAGAUGGCGCCCUUCCCCAAGGCCCAUACACAAGCCAACUGGACUUAAUCUACUCCAAUACUGGUGAAAGGACUGUAUCUUCCACUGCACCUGAGGGCAGCAGGCUAACACAGGGGGGUACAGGGCACUCAUAGCCGUGCUUACUUCCUGCUAGGGCUGCCAUACGUCUGGAAUUUCCUGGACAUCACUGGGAUUUGUUCUUCAAAAAUGGCGUCCGAGUGAAAUUUUGGAAAAUAGCUUGAAAUGUCCGGGAAAACCCAGGCGUAUGGCAGCCCAUAUUGGAAGUGUUGAUUUGCGAAUUUCCAAACACACACACACGCAAAAACCCCAACAACUUAAAAAAGUUCAACAACUUUGGUCAAUGCCCCCCCCCCCCCAAGUCUGGAUUUUUACUAUCUGAAAUAUGGCACCCCUACUCCCUGCCCCCUCACCAUCUGCUGCUUAAGGCAGUUGCAUCCUUGUGCCUCAUCAUAGGGCCAGCCCUUCAAAACAACAAGUCCCAUAGAAGUGAAGGCAUAUUAUCAUAUGACCUAGUCUUCUUGCUGACACAGUCAUACCUUGGUUCCUGAACAGUUUAGUUGCUGAACAAAUCAGCUCCCAAAUGCCACAAACACGGAAGUAAGUGUUCUGGUUUGUGAACGUUUUUUGGAAUCCAAAAGUCUGACGCGGCUUCCGCUUGAGUGUGUCUUUAUAUGUUAUUUUAUGUUGUGGUAUAGAAAUUUAAUGAAGAAUAAUAACAACAUACCCUUCAACAUUUCUCCAAUGAAAACAGGCAUGUUCUAUUCCACAAUAAUAACAUUUUUAUUAUUUAUACCCUCCCAUCUGACUGGGUUGCCCCAGUCACUCUGGAUGGCUUCCAUCAUAUAUGAAAACACAAUAAAACUUCAAACAUUAAAAAAACUUCCCUAUAUAGGGCUACCUUCAGAUGUCUUUUAAAGAUUGUCAUCUCUUUGGCUCGGAGCUUGCAUAACUCCAUACCCUCCAACAUUUCUCUAAUAAAAAUAGGGACGUCAAAAGGAAAAGUGGGACAUUCCUGGGUCAAAUCAGAAACUGGGAUGGCUUCUGUAAAACCAGGACUGUUCUUGGAAAAUAUGGAAGCUGAGAGGGUCUGAAACAACAACAACAACAACAACAGGUUUCUAGGGUAGGACCAAAAGUCAGUGGGCUACAGGAUCUUAAAGCAAUAUCUCAGACAACGUUCAAGUAACACCUGCAUGUAGUUAUAGGUGUGAGGAAAAAACCCUUACUCUCUUCUUUUCCUGCCUCCAGACCUUCAAACGAAUGUAUUCAUAUUCCCAGAGAGUUCAAACACAGCUGCUGUGGUUUUGAAUGCCUCGUUCCAGGAUCCUUUCACCAGCGUCACCGUCUGCCUGAGAAGCUACACAUUGCUGAACCGCGCCUACGGCCUCUUCUCUUAUGCCACACGGAAAAGCGACAAUGAGCUCCUGAUCUUCAAGCCCAAACCCAACCAAUACAACUUUUAUGUGGGUGGCACAUCGGUGACCUUCAGCGUUCCAGAAAGAAUGACCUCUGGACCUCAGUGGGAGCACAUCUGUAUGAGCUGGGAGUCUGCCACGGGGUUGGUGGAGUUCUGGUUGGACGGGCAGCCUCUCCCCCGAAUGGGCAUGAAGAAGGGUUACUCUAUAGGCACAGGGGGAUCCCUUCUCCUGGCGCAAGAUCAGGAUUCCGUUGGAGGUGGCUUUGAUAUCAACCAGUCCUUUACAGGAGAGCUCACGGAUGUGUACAUGUGGGACCGGGUGCUGACUCCAGAUGAGGUGCUUCUCAUCCGCAAUGGCGGCACCCUUUCCAAAUAUAUUUUGAACUGGAGAUCCCUGAGCUAUCAAAUUAAGGGGUAUGUCGUAGUUAAGCCUUCCCUGAUGACCAUCUACUGAACUAGGGAGCUGCCUUAAAUGAAGCCCUUGCCUAAAAAGAAAUAGAGCUCUCUUAAAAUUAUCCAGAUUUUCUUCAGGGUGUUUCAGUGGUGACGGUGUUGAUCUCAACUCUUUCAGCCUGUGAACAAGUUCCGGGAAAUCAUACAUGCAACUUCUUGUAUACCAUUGCCCUUCUAAUAAAAAAAGAUUGCAUCUUAUUUCCUUUUCCUUUUAAAAAAAAUGUUUGUAUUGCUGAGGAGAGAAUGGGACAGAUGUCCAACCAGAUGUGGGAAUGC